UAACGCUUUUGAUUUGAAAUAUAUAAAACAAUGGAAGAUUAUGCUCCAGGUCGUUAUAAAAUGCUAGAAAAAAUAGGCGAGGGAGUGCAUGGAUUCGUUUUCAAAGCUAUCGAUUUACAUCGUAAUAAAGAAGUGGCUAUCAAAAAAGUUGCAUUAAAAAAUAAAUUUGGAAAUAUUUCAUUGAGCACUUUGCGAGAAAUCAAAACUUUACAAUUAUGUAAAUCAGAUAAUAUAAUAACUAUUAUUGACAUAUAUCCAGACCUUAUUGGAUUGUCUUUAGUGCUUGAAUAUAUGCCAGAUACCCUGUAUGCCAAACUUAAAAACGAAGCAAGCCCCUUAAGCAGGCAACAAGUACGAAAAUUCUCGUUGAUGAUGAUGAAGGGUAUUGAGUAUUUGCACGGACUUGGUAUUAUGCAUAGGGAUAUAAAACCAGCCAAUCUUCUUAUCAGCCAAAAUGAUGUUUUGAAAAUUGCAGAUUUUGGACUUGCACGUCUGUAUUUUUCAGAAGAGGAAGAUAAAUUGUAUUCUCCGCAAGUGUCUACACGUUGGUAUCGAGCACCUGAAAUUUUAUGGGGCAGUCAGAAAUAUACACCUGGUGUGGAUAUAUGGGCAGCAGGAUGUGUUAUAGCUGAAAUGUUAAGAGGAGUUCCUUUAUUCGCUGGUACGACUGACAUUGAACAGCUUGCUUUAGUCAUAAGAACGCUAGGUAGUCCGCAACUGAAUGAAUGGCCUGAACUUAAAUCUUUGCCAGAUUUCAAUAAAAUACGAUUUCCUAAUGCAGUUGGAAUUCAUUGGGAUAACUUAUUUCCUAGUUGUACACAUGCAGUUGAAAUUAAUUUGGUAUCAAAUUUAGUUGUAUAUAAUCCAAAAAAUCGACUUAAGGCUUCUGAGGUAAAUAUCAGAUGA
Molecule: messenger RNA, 906 nt
Organism: Teleopsis dalmanni
Lineage: Eukaryota; Metazoa; Arthropoda; Insecta; Diptera; Diopsidae
Product: cyclin-dependent kinase 20
Exons: 5
Coding region: 31-906 (291 amino acids)
Biological process (GO): protein phosphorylation
Cellular component (GO): nucleus
Molecular function (GO): cyclin-dependent protein serine/threonine kinase activity; ATP binding
Source: RefSeq, a predicted model, not a curated record